This is a messenger RNA of Aspergillus lentulus, 2067 nucleotides long. RefSeq lists its product as uncharacterized. The record is from RefSeq and is a predicted model, not a curated record. NCBI's taxonomy places the organism in Eukaryota, Fungi, Ascomycota, Eurotiomycetes, Eurotiales, Aspergillaceae.
AUGACGUCCACGUCGACGCCCAACCACCAGCAUCCUCCCGCGACUUCGGCCUCGGAGUUCUCUAAUCAGACACCUCAUACCUCUCACGUCGAUUCGCAUGCGCAUCUAGCGACCAGCGGAUAUGCCCCAAAUGACAAUCAGUUAGCUGGUUUGGUGGAAGCCGCGACAGCAGCGGCCGGUCAGGACGUUUCGGAAUGGGCCGCAGCGGCGGCCGUGGCUGCAGCGGCCGGAGCAGCCGGUCAUCAACAUCACUUGGAUACCUAUGGUCCGGAAAUACACAUUGAAGACGACGGCUUCGGAGAUGGAAGUUUUGGGGCAGGAAUGAGUGCAGGUAGGCAGCUACGCGGAUCAGGGUCGGCUUCGGUCACCGACCAGGGCCAGUCGUCAGGAUUGUCAAGAUCGGUCUCCAAGAAACGGAAAAGAGGAGAGGAUGCACUUGAUCCGGCGUUGACAGCCACCGGUGGAGUAGGCCUUCCUGGUGGUCCGCAGCAAUCGCAGCAACAGCAACAACACCAUCUUCACCCGCCUUCUCACCAUUAUGAUGGAGACAGCUUAGAUAUUAGAGCCGUCCCGCCCCAAUCUCUGUCUGACGCUCGAGCCGCUGGCGUUCAUUCCGCCGCUGCACUUUUCCGCCAACCUUCCAGUAACAAGAAACACACUCGUCCGCCAAUGUCAAAACUCUUCGCCUCUCUGGAACUGUCGCCGGAAAACUUCUUGCAUUUACAAGCGGCCGCGAAAGCUUAUAUGCUCGAUCCUAAACAUCCGGAGAGACGGGAAUGCGUUGGCCAGCGGGGCAAAGGUGAUACUGAAAUGGUUAAAUUAAGGCUGUGGAACUGUGUGCGCCACUUCUUGGAGGUCGAAGGGAACGGAGAACGGUUCUUCGGCGAGAAUGUCGUCAACGAAGGCAUGGGUCCGAGGUCUUACAUCUGGCCGCGCGACCAGCAGAAAAUCAUUUCUUUGGUGAUUCCCCUACUCCGGAGAAUGGUUACCAAUGAACGCCAGCGACAAUAUGCUGUUGAAACGCGGAAAGGAGGCGGCGCUGAUGAGCGAAGGAGACGGAAGACGAAUGAAAGCUUUCAGACCUUCACUACCAGCGCAAGUCCGCCGAGGUUUUCCUCUGACGGGCAGCUUCAGAUGCACCCUCAACAUCAUAUGCCAGAAGAAUAUUCUUCAUCGCAGGUCCCCAUGCCACCACCUCAGCCCCAAAUGGACUCGACAUCACAAAACAUGGAGCUCGGCCUGACAGAUCUUCUACUCGACGGAUACACGCAUGACUGGAAUGUAAUUCACAAGACAUAUGAUAUGUAUAAUCACGACUUUGAACUCGAUAAUCUAUGGUAUCUUUCGGGUCUCCAGCAGCCGGACUGGCGAGGUUUGGUUGCCGCAGUCGAUAGUCACUACCAGGUCGUUCAUGAGGGCGGCUACGAUUGCACUGCGCCUUGUGAGGAUGAGAACAUACAUCGCAUCAUAAAUGCGGAUGUCACGUCGGAUCUACGCUGGCGAAUCGGCGGCAACCACAACCCAACUGCCAGAAAUGAAUUUGCAAGCAGCAUCACCCGUGAUGUUUCGCGCAUUAUUCGCGACAACUUGGCCGCUAAGCAAGGUGUUCACACUUCUACUCAUGACCAUGAUCCGAUGCCGCAACCUCAGCUCUUUCCGCCACCGCAGUUUCCCUCCGUGUCAGGAAACGCAAAUACCAAUGCACAUAGUUCCAUCUCUGCACCUCCGAACUCCGUCUAUCUUCGUAUAAAUAUCAUGCAGCAAGGAAAACGUAUCCUUCCUCGCCUUGAUGUAUCCGCUGUGCAGUGUCCCGAUCUGGAGACGCUAAAGCAGCUCAUCUCUCGUCGAUUUGCAGGUCAAUUGCCGGGCCUACCUUCCGAUUCUGCCAUGGAUGCAUCGGGGGGCUCAUGGAGCUCUUCGCUCGGUUGGAAGUUCAAGGCUUGGCUUCCCGAUGGGUUGGCCGCAGUACAGAACGACGGCGACUGGACAAUGGCCCUUCUUUCAGCUGGUAAUGUGGACUGGAUGGAUGGCGAUUUGAAAGUUCUUGUGGACCUAGAGAGCACAUAA